UAAACACCAAAGAAGAAGAAGACUUUGUCAACAUGUGUAGCACGGCUCCGUGUCCGGUUUAACGGCGGUUUAACGGCGGUCACACCGUGUCGUUAGUGUCUGUAUCAGCCCAGACUGGACCAUCAGCAGUCAGAAGAACAACCGAACCGAACCGAGCCGAGCCAACAUGGCUCAUCUGACUCAGAACCCCGCUGAUAAAGAGAGGUUCAUCUGCGUCUAUCCGAUCUACAUCAACAGUAAGAAGACGCUGGCUGAAGGACGAAGGAUCCCCUCAGAGAAGGCGGUGGAGAACCCGUCCUGCGCUGAGAUCAGAGACGUGCUGACGGCUGCUGGGGUGAACGUCUACGUGGAGAACAAGAUGCACCCCAGAGAGUGGAACCGGGACGUCCAGUUCAGAGGUCGUGUCAGAGUUCAGGUGAAGCAGGCGGACGGCAGCUUCUGUCAGGACAAAUUCACCUCCCGUAAAGACGUGAUGUUUUACGUAGCGGAGAUGAUCCCUAAACUGAAGACUCGGACCCAGAAGAGUGGAGGAGGAGAGACCAGCUCUCAGCAGGGCGAGGGAGGAAAGAAGAGCAAGAAGAAGAAGAAAUAGACACAUAGAAAUGACUUGUUUUUCUUUUUUAAAUUAAUUUUAAAUAUGAGGUCAGUCAGGCAGAAUCCAAACUACAUGAAGCUUUGUGAAUUGUUUUUUUUGAAGGGUUUCUUGUCGUUGUUGUGACCUCAGAGACCUGCUUCUGACCCCUCCCAACAUCUCCAGCUCACAGCUCAUGGUGUAGUUUCUGUUAUUUCCGAGUGGACGGCGUGCUUCCUUUGUUUCUGUUUAACACGCCGUCCCUCUUCCUCCUCGUUUUGUUACCAUCAGUGUGUCUCUUUGAAGACAAGAUGAAUAAAGAGUUCAUUUUCUCACA
Sebastes umbrosus (honeycomb rockfish) is the source of this 908-nucleotide messenger RNA. It is a transcript of the gene srp19, whose product is annotated as signal recognition particle 19. Gene Ontology annotation, biological process: SRP-dependent cotranslational protein targeting to membrane, signal sequence recognition; SRP-dependent cotranslational protein targeting to membrane. Gene Ontology annotation, cellular component: signal recognition particle, endoplasmic reticulum targeting. Bases 167 to 592 code for a protein of 141 amino acids. The record is from RefSeq and is a predicted model, not a curated record. Lineage: Eukaryota; Metazoa; Chordata; Actinopteri; Perciformes; Sebastidae. Gene Ontology annotation, molecular function: 7S RNA binding. The transcript has 5 exons.